CUCUCCAUCUCCUCAUCUGCCCGCUUCCCCCCCUCCCUCUCAUCCACUCCUUUCCCUUCCCACUCUCUCCUCCUGACUGCCUGCGUCAGCCUGCUCCUGCUAGCAAGUGAACGCUGCUACUGGAGCUGCUGUACCCUGCAGAGAGCCGUGUGUGUGUGUUUAAAUGUAUGAGUGUACGCAGAUGGGAAAGCAACUGAGUCAGGGAGAGCUGCCUCGCAUCUCUACUCUGUUAUCACCAUCCUUCACUCUCCCUCCUCUCCACCUCCGCUGCCAUGGAGCUCCAGCAGGCUGAAUCACAACAGCAUCUACAGAAAGGGCUGAGCAGGUAGAUGUGUAUGCGUGUGCUGUGCCCCAUUGGGCCAGUAUGGAGUGUGUGUGUCUGAGAAGGUGGGCAUCAGGCUCUGCUGUCAUCUUCCUUCACACACUGGCCUUAUCUUGGACAGGUGCAAUUGAGCCCGCCCCCAAAAUUGACGGACAGCACCGGGCAGCUGUGACACUGCAGGAGAACAUGACACACUGGUUCAACUGCCAAUCAGACGGCUGGGAUCCCCGUGCCCCUCCCUUGCUAACAUGGUACCUGAAUGGGGAGCAGCAGAGAGAGCCACCGCCCAACCAUGGGCGCCUGGUGAUGACGUCGCAGGAAGGUUCUGAAGUCGUGAGACCGGGGACCAAUCACAACAGCACCUUCUCUCUGCGGGCCAGGAAGUGGGACAGGGAGCUGGUGUGUGUCGCAUCAAACCCCAGGACAGGAGAGAGCUACAAUGCCACGGUCACACUCAAUAUCCAGUUUCAGCCAGAGAUCCUCAGGCUGAACGCCCACUACAGUGAAACCUCAGACCCUGGCCUCUCCCUGGUCCUCUUUGCCUUGGUACGGUCCAACCCGCCUGCCACCAUCACCUUCGUGGACCAGUCCGGCCAGCUGGUGGCCAACACCUCAGACUUCCUCAUCCUGGACUCAAGGAGCUACCCCUGGCUGACCAAUCACACGCUGAAGGUCACGCUCGGUAGCCUAUCAGGGAAUAUCUCGCUGAACGUCAGCAACAGUGUGGGAACGGUGCAGAGCAACCUCACACUGGCAGAGUUCCUGCAGUCUCGUGUGGAGGUACCUAUGCUGGGAAUAGUGACUGGGGGAGCCAUGGCCUUCAUGGCCCUCCUUGUCCUCAGUCUGAUUGUUCUCUGCCUCAUGCAAAAAAACAAGAGCAAGUCCUUUGAUGAGCCAGUGGAGAUUCUGAUGACCAAGAAAAGCUCAGCCAAUCUAAAGACCGAUAAGACCUCCAUCCCCAGAGAGAACAUGUCUCUGCCUUCCAACAUGCAGCUCAACGACCUCAACACUUUGAGAAAAGCCCGAGAGGCUGCCCAGCAGAGCAUUGUGGGAGAGAAGAAGGAGGAGGAGGAGGAGGAAGAUCUGUCUUUAGCCUAUGCUGCCAGAGGUUUUGCCAGAUAUCCGAUGGUGGGCUACAUCUAUAAGGUGAACAGCACAAGCAGUGAAGAGAUCUGGCUCUGACUGACCUCAAAGUCACACACACACACACACACACACACACACACACACACACACACACACACACACACACACACACACAGUACGUGCAUGUGUAGCUACUUCCAACAGUGCAGCUGUCUAAGAGAAGACCCAGAGCAACUGCCAUUCAGUCAUUGAACCAAUCAUCAGUCACCUUUAAGCUGGACCAGUAUGACUACUAUCUCUAGUAGUCUAGUAGAAACUAUCUCUGUCUAUCUGGGCCUCAUACAGUACCAACACACUUUGUUUGUCAAGUUCAUACAUGAACUUGAAUUUCUUGUUCACAAAACAAAACUGUCUAUGUUUUUUUGUCUCUCUGAAUCAAGUGCUCCGGUCUAUACACCCCUGGUGUGAUGUCUCAACAAUGCAAUGCAAUGAAUUCUACAUAAAAAUGCUCAUAUUCUGUAUGUUUCGACAUGAUUUACACCUGUAACCACAUGCUCAUGAUGUCCUCCUCCCUGUUGCAUUUAUGGAAUGCAUUAAUUGUUCUAUACUAACACCAGAAUGUCCAAGAUAAUCUACUGUACGUGCGAUUUUACAUUUUGACCAAUAAUAUUCAAAUAAGAUGGUACAUAUUUAAGGAGUACGUAUUUGUAUAUGGACAUUUAACAUGUCAUGUACUGUAUAUUUGUAUGCAUAUGUAUAUGUGUAUAAAAGAGGACAUCUAAUAAAGAUAAUAUCGAAAUUGUAUGAAGUAAA
Molecule: messenger RNA, 2221 nt
Organism: Sander lucioperca (pikeperch)
Lineage: Eukaryota; Metazoa; Chordata; Actinopteri; Perciformes; Percidae
Product: transmembrane protein 25
Exons: 9
Coding region: 365-1504 (379 amino acids)
Biological process (GO): negative regulation of excitatory postsynaptic potential
Source: RefSeq, a predicted model, not a curated record